CGUAAUUCAACAAAGAUUUCAGUUCAACGUUGGACUUCAGGACGAACACAUCAAAACAAAUGAUGACAAACAUCAAAAGUUUGUUUUUGCUGUUGGGUUUURCGGUUGUACUUGUGAAAGCAAGAGUUUUAAAAAAUGAAGAAGUUCACAAUCUCCUAUCAGACGAUGAAGUGGAAAAAGUUUUUGGGACUAAACGCAACAAAGUUCCUGAAUAUGACGUUGUACACCCAGUUUUACUGAACGAUCAAGGUGACUUCCUGUCACAUGACGUAACCCAUAACGACAAAAGAGAAGCACCAAAAAAUCUUCAUUUUGGACUGUUAGCRUUCGGGAAGCGAUACCAUUUGGAYAUGAAAUUGAACACCGAUCARCUUUUAGCACCGGGUUUUGUAACUGAAAUAMGAAACAAUGGCGAGUCUCGUUACGACCGAUCUGUUGAUGACUGCCAUUAUCUUGGUCACCUGGUAACGGAUCAGGGACCUGGUGACAAGGUGGCACUCAGUAACUGCGAUGGACUGACUGGAAUGAUACAAAGCAAAAGAGAGGUUCUUAUGAUAAGUCCUCUUCCAAAGAGACUGGGGCUUACYACGCCUACCCACGUGAUUUACAAACGUUCCCAUGGCGAUGCUGCAAAUCUUGGUCGGCAGUUAGGAAUAGACGUCAGAUCAAUGCCACUCUCACUAAAGAACCAAGAACCAUCCAAUGACGACGAUGAUCAAGAAGACGAUGUGUAUUCAAGACCUUAUUACAUCGAGGCGCUGGUUGUUACCGACACUAACAUGCUUAAAUACCACGGAAACRCACGACUAUUGAARAGCUAUGUCCUCACACUCAUGAACAUAGUGCACAGUCUAAUUGGCGAUCCGUCCAUAGGAGCAAGCAUUAAAUACGUCCUCAACAAACUACAGAUUCUAGAGACGUACGAGCCUGGGUUUUAUGUCAAUUCUCAUGCCGAGAGAACCUUGACACGUUUCUGCAAAUGGACCAACGGACAAAAAACAAGACUCAAGGAUUCAGACAACAGCUUCUUUGACAACGCAGUUCUCAUAUCAAGAACACCUUUUUGUGCUAAAAGUUACAAUCCCAAAUCAAGCAGUUGUCAAUCAUUAUUAGGACUGGCCGAUCUCGAAGGAAUGUGCGGUUAUGGGACCAGCUGUGUACUUAACACUGAUACCGGCCUGGGUACUGCUUUUACCAUCGCUCACGAAACCGGGCACAAUCUUGGUGCAGAGCAUGAUGGAGAGGGGAAUAAUUGUCCUGAUGCUGUUAAUAUCAUGGCAAGAACAGCAUCUGGAAAACCCACAGGGUAUCAAUGGUCUAGGUGCAGUCGCGAUUACAUCCUAAAGUAUUUGAGGGGAGGUCGGUCAUCAUGCCUCAAAGAUACACCAGGCCAGUCUGUGAAAAUACCAGCCAACUUACCUGGACAAGAUUACAGUCUUGAUGACCAGUGUAAACUCAUGAUAAAAGGAUCAACUGGAUUUUGUAAUCACCCUGAUUAUCUCAAAAUAGCUUGCUCAAUCCUGUGGUGUGUGAAAGGAAGCCAGUGUCAUACUAUACGAGAACCAGCAGCCGAGGGAUCCAAAUGCGGUCAUGAAAAAUUUUGUAGACGAGGAAUGUGUGUUGACAAGUCGGCUUUCGGGAAGAAUGGUCCUAAACCUGUCAAUGGAGGAUUUUCRGCUUGGUCUGGUUGGGGUAAAUGUUCKCACACUUGUGGGGGUGGUGUUAUGGUCAGAACCCGUCAGUGCGACAAUCCAAAACCUAAGAACUUCGGUAAACCAUGCAUGGGGGAAUACAAAGACUUUAAGUAUUGUGUUAACAAGAAAUGCCCGUCAUCUGCUACAGAUCCACGCAUGAAGGCUUGCAUAAGUAAAAGAAAUAUACGUUUCUCUGGAAACCAGUUUUAUGACUGGGUUUAUAACCCAAAGGGACAAGCAGCAGCAAAGGCCCGAUGUAAACUGACUUGUGAGGCACCAGCUUCUGGUUCUAGUUAUACGUUUUACACGUUUGGUGCAGUAGAAAAUGGUCUCAGAUGCGAUGGCAAAGGUCCAAAGGGUGUUUGUAUUAAUGGCGCUUGCAAGGAACUUGGAUGUGACAAUGUGAUUGGUUCUAAAGCAAAGCUCGAUAAAUGUGGUGUGUGUAAUGGUGAUGGUAGUGGAUGUUCUUCAAGGACCGUAUCGAAUGCGUACAACAAAGUCCCUGACUACAAUGGUCCUGAAUACCAGACCAUUACAACCAUCCCCGCUGGAGCGGAAGGAAUCUAUAUCAAAGAACUGUCGAACUCGAAGAAUUACUUAGCCUUGGAAACAACAUCAAAAACACCAAUCCUGAACAUGGAUUAUUAURUGAGCGAUGGAAGCGAAACAUUGAACGCUGCUGGUACGACAUUCGUGUAUACACAAAAUGGAAAUAUAGAGACGAUUACUGCUAAAGGUCCUCUGACUCAAGGAAUCAUUGUUAAGUUUCUUCUCGAUUACUCCGACUACGACUAUUACUACCCUAACUAUAAUCCUCCCAAAUAUCACGUGGUCUAUAAGUACACUCUCGUAUCCAAGUCAACGUCAAGUGAUGAUAUCUCCAAAGACGACUCCGCUGAACAGUUUAAAUGGAAAACGACUGCACAGGGAUGCUCGGUCACUUGUGGAGGAGGUAAAAGACUAGUUACUGUUGAAUGUGUUAGGGUAGACGACGGUUCUCCAGUGUCUCACGAUAAGUGUGAAAGCGAAGCACCAGAAGGUCUUUCCGAGGAAUGCAACACACAGGCGUGCUCGCCAAGAUGGUCCGUGAAGGAUUGGCAGGACUGUAGCAAGACAUGCAACGACGGUAGUUUAGGUC
Molecule: messenger RNA, 2832 nt
Organism: Exaiptasia diaphana
Lineage: Eukaryota; Metazoa; Cnidaria; Anthozoa; Actiniaria; Aiptasiidae
Product: A disintegrin and metalloproteinase with thrombospondin motifs 16
Biological process (GO): proteolysis; extracellular matrix organization
Cellular component (GO): extracellular matrix
Molecular function (GO): metalloendopeptidase activity
Source: RefSeq, a predicted model, not a curated record